AUGGGAAACAAAAUCUCCGCGAUCAACGGUGUCAAAUCCUCCGACUUCUACGCUCCCGGAAACGCAGUCAACGAGAUCUGGAUUGACAAGCACGAGCUCGUAUCCCGUCUUCCCUUCGGCGAUUCCGAUCUCGGUCAAGCCAGCUGGCCUCUGCACGACUGGCCCAAGAUUCCAUGGCAUCAGUUCAUCAUACCGCUGAAACGCGACCUCGAAUCGGUCCAGUGUCCCUCCAUGGCGAGCAACACAACGGCCUACUUCGAGUAUGAGGGGGUCAAUUACACGAUUACGCCCCCUUUGCCCAACAUCUACCUCUUUCAGGAGACAGCCAAUCAUCGUAUUCUCAACAUUUUCGUGGUUACAAUUGGGAUCGCUGCCCUUGAAGCGAGCUUCUUCUGUUGGUACUUGUUCCUUUACGACAUAAAGGAGCUGUAUCGCAGGAUUGAAAGCUCUCGCAGUCUUCCUCUUGGACUUGUUGACCCAGAUCUGCUACCACAAAAUGUCACGAAAUGGCCCUGGCGACUUGUCAAGGAGAGCUCUAUGCCCUGGUGUGUCAUUUCUGGUAUCGUCUGUGGACUGUCGUCGAUUGUUCUUGCAACGAUAGAGCUCAACUUGUUGCCUGUUUGUCUCGUGUUCUUCUUUUCCCAGCUGAUUUUGGUGUGCUGUUCAACACUCAUCGGAUCGAUUUACCUGGCUCGUUCGGUGUCGCGAGCUGCUGCCAGAAAAGAGUCGGAUGAAGUUGAUAUUGCUACAGAAAUCGCAACAGCCACUACAUUUAUUAGAUGUGCCCAGCGUUUGCUCGAGUCGAUCGAUAUUUCCGUAUUGGUGGAAAGGCUCUCCGUCCCGGAAGUCGAUUCGCAGCAAACAGAGCGAAAGGCUUGA
Molecule: messenger RNA, 879 nt
Organism: Penicillium argentinense
Lineage: Eukaryota; Fungi; Ascomycota; Eurotiomycetes; Eurotiales; Aspergillaceae
Exons: 1
Coding region: 1-879 (292 amino acids)
Source: RefSeq, a predicted model, not a curated record